Messenger RNA from Labrus mixtus (cuckoo wrasse), 3109 nucleotides. Its product is annotated as taste receptor type 1 member 1-like. The coding region runs from base 16 to 2259 and encodes 747 amino acids. Gene Ontology annotation, biological process: G protein-coupled receptor signaling pathway. The transcript is spliced from 5 exons. NCBI's taxonomy places the organism in Eukaryota, Metazoa, Chordata, Actinopteri, Labriformes, Labridae. Gene Ontology annotation, cellular component: membrane. Gene Ontology annotation, molecular function: G protein-coupled receptor activity. The record is from RefSeq and is a predicted model, not a curated record.
CGGAGGUUUCAGUUGAUGAGAUUCUCUGUAGAGGAAAUCAAUAACUCAACAAACCUACUACCAAACAUAUCCCUUGGCUUUGAGAUAUUUGAUCACUGCUCCGAUACACAGAAUUAUCCAGGAAUUUUCAACCUCAUUUCAGUCAAUGGAUUGAUCCAACCAUGGAAUGAGCCACAAAAGCAACAAACAAAUAAUACUGAUGUGUCCAAAGUGAUUGCAGUGGUCGGUCCUUUUACAAGCACUCAGGCCCUGACUAUUGCCCCACUAUUCAUGACGGAUCUCAUUCCAAUGGUCAGUUAUGGAUCUUCUAGUUCUUUCUUUUCACAAAAAGCUAAAUUCCCCUCUUUCCUACGAACAGUGCAUCCCAAUAAAGAUGUCAUAGAAGUGAUUGUUAGUAUGGUGCUGCACUUCCACUGGCGCUGGGUGGCUUUUCUUCACAGUGACAAUGAUUUUGGCAAUGAUGGACUGGAAAUGUUCACCAGAAGGAUCAAGGAUACAGAGAUCUGUCUGCCGUAUACCACAGGUCUCGGCUACAGUACAAAUUACCCCCAGAUAUUCAAACACAUAGAGGCACUGAGGAUCAACGUCAUCAUUGUUUUUGCUCCUAAAAUUAAUGCCGAAGCUCUCAUAAUGUCAGCGAUACAAUUAAAUGUGACACAAAAAGUGUGGAUAGCAGACGAUGGGUGGUCCUUAAACAAGAGGCUCCCCAAGGAGAAAGGAAUAGAAAAUAUUGGAACUGUACUUGGAGUGUCUCAACCAGUAGUAUCAAUACCUGGAUUCAGUGAUUUUAUCUAUUCUGCAAGAAGCCAGACUCUCUGUAAAAAUACAUUUUGUAAUCAGUUUUUCAACUGUAGUAUUCUUAGUGCAGAAGAAAUCCUUGCUGGUGACCCGUCCUUCUCCUUUUCUGUGUAUUCUGCUGUACAUGCAAUUGCUCAUGCCUUACAUAAUACCUUGCAAUGUGGAGCUGACCACUGUAAUAGAAACAUUACAGUAUACCCUUAUAUGGUUCUGGCAGAGAUGAAGAAGUCAAACUUCACACUCUUAAACCAAAGUAUUAAGUUUGAUGAGAAUGGGGACCCGAAGUAUGGACCCUUUUCUAUAGUUUUUUGGAAUAACAGUGGUGAUGCAGAGGAAAUCGGUUUUUAUCAUUUUCACCCAUCUGUGAAUUUCUUCAUUAACAACACCAAAAUUAAGUGGGGCAAAAAUGGAGAGGUGCCUUCUUCAUUCUGCACCCCAGAGUGUCCUAAAGGUCAUGCAAGAAAACAAAAUGGAAUCCACAAAUGUUGCUUCACUUGUGAAAUCUGUCCAAAUGGAACUUUCAUAAACACCACAGAUCCCUAUAAGUGCAUCAACUGUAAAGACACAGAAUGGUCUACAGAAGGAAGUACAUCAUGCAAUCUGCGGUCGGUGGAGUACAUUCCAUUCACAGACAUCGGUGCUAUACUGAUCAUAGCCGGAUCCUGGGCCUUGGUGGUUCUUUCAAUUGUCAUGUCUGUUCUCUUUGCCAUCAACUACAACACCCCUGUAGUCAGAUCUGCUGGUGGACCAAUGUGCUUCCUCAUUUUAGGCUGCCUCAGUCUGUGUAGUCUAAGUGUGUUAUUUUACUUUGGCAAGCCAACAACUUCCUCUUGUAUUAUAAGGUCUUUGCCAUUUAUUUUGUUCUACACGGUUUGUUUGGCAUGUUUCGUUGUGCGCUCCUUUCAAAUUGUUUGCAUUUUCAAAAUGGCUGCCAAGUUCCCAAAGCUCUACAAUUGGUGGAUGAAAUAUCAAGGACAAUGGCUGAUUAUCACAGUGGCUUUUGUUAUGCAGGCAUUCUUACUUGGCAUUGCCCAUUUGUCUGCCACCCCAAAGCCCUGUAAUGAAACAGUUUGGUCCCCAGAAGAAAUUAUACUUAGUUGUUACACUAAAUUUGAAGCAUUCUCUGGUUCUGCAAUUGUACUUGUAUUUUUGUGCUUUCUUUGCUUCAUUUUCUCCUACAUGGGAAAAAACCUCCCAAAAAACUACAAUGAGGCCAAAGCGAUAACCUUCUGUCUGCUCCUGUUAAUCCUCACCUGGAUUAUUUUUGCUACUGUACAAGUGCUUUACAAAGGAAAGUACAUCCAAACUCUUAACGCCCUGGCAGUACUCUCUAGUCUCUAUUCCUUUCUGUUGUGGUAUUUCUUCCCUAAAUGUUACAUCAUCAUGUUUCAACCCCACAAAAACACACAGCAGUACUUCCAAGGUCUCAUUCAAAAUUACACCAAAACAAUUAGCCAGUAGCCGCCAACAGUUAAUAUGUUUCUACAGGCAGAUAAUCUGAUAUUAUUAAAGGCUUUUGAUAACUUUCUAAUUUGUCAUUUUACAGUAGAAAAGUAAGCAGUAAGUAGUCUGAAUAUUUAUCUUUCUGAGUUGUAAAUUCAUCUGAACUAAUGUACAAACACAAACACAAGCCCAUAUUUGUUUUUAAUCUUGACAUCAGUAAGAUUCAAUGUGCACCGUACAUAAAACAGAAAUAUUAUCUUAUCAGUUAUGUAUUAUUUACUCUGUCGAUACAAAUGUAAAAGUCCCAAAGUCAAUUCUACAACAUUUAUCAAACUUGUAAUCUUGGUAAUAAAUAAAUGCUACUGUGCACAAUUGUAUGAUUUGUGUGUAUACCUUUUUGGAUACAUUAGGUCUGAGCAAUAUAUGGUCUGCCAUUUUGACCAGAAUUUUGACACAAUAAGUUAAACUGGCUUUAUUGCUUUCUAUCAUAACACAUUUUUGGUGCUAUCAUGUCAUACAACUGAACAGGUUCACCCAUUAGUUUGUCUGAUCUCUUUAUACAUUAUCAUCCAUGCUAAGGAUGCCUCCAUUCUCAGAAUACAGGUCUGUCUGGAUAGUUCAGAGUAUUCCAUUCUGUUCUUUAAAAUAUAAAUUAAAACUGUAGUUAGUGAUUAUCAUUACACUUCUAUAUGCCUUGUUUCCAUUAUAACUCUGUUGGGUUGGUUUCAGACUUGAUUACUUAAGACCUUCUGAAAACCACUGCAACCUUUUUUCUUGUUGUUUGAAAGUUUUUUUCCCCUUUUACUCAAGUUGUCCACUGUGCAGGAGAAAAGCAUGAUAUACUUUAGUUAUUCAGUCAUUUUUUUAU